Brassica napus (rape) is the source of this 2812-nucleotide messenger RNA. RefSeq lists its product as uncharacterized. The transcript has 10 exons. The coding region runs from base 1795 to 2610 and encodes 271 amino acids. NCBI's taxonomy places the organism in Eukaryota, Viridiplantae, Streptophyta, Magnoliopsida, Brassicales, Brassicaceae. The record is from RefSeq and is a predicted model, not a curated record.
UUUUUUUUUUCUUUUUCUUUUCUCUCUUCCUUUCCUUUUCUCACCGUUUCUUGACUUCUUGUGUUCUCCAGAGGAGAAAAAUCCAAACCGACGAAGGACGAGGACUGAUGGCGUCUCCUCCGACUUGUCUACGUCGUCAGAAGAAGGAUCGAAAUCCACCACCAAUCGACGAAUCUCUCGGAACUGAUGGCGUCUCCUCCGACUUGUCUCGUCUUCCAUCUCAAAAGAAUGAUCAAAACCCAUCACAAUCGACGACUCUCUCGGUCAUCACGGCGUCUUGUCCGUUGGUUCUCGUCUUCUCCGACGUACGACGACUCUAUCAGUCCUCAUGGCGUCUCCUCCUCCGGCGGGCGAUGUCUUCAGUUUGGAGAUCAGCUUCUGGACCUAUCAAAGCAUAUGCUUCACCGACAGCUGAAACAGCUCGACUCCAAUGGUGCAUGAUUCCACCGCUAUUGUGAAUAGUAAUAAUGGUUGAGAAGAGAGCUCUCUUUCUUCAAGCGCUGACAUGGAGAAAAACAUAAAUGAUCUGAAAGGGAAAGAUCUGCUUAAACGGCUUCACGAAGUUGGCACGCUUGCGCAGAUUUCAAGUAUCCAAGGAGAUCAAGUUAUCCUCGUUGGUCAUAGACGGCUUCGCAUAACGGAGAAGGUGAGUGAAGAGCCACUUACAGUCAAAGUCGAUCAUCUUAAGGAUAAGCCGUUUGACAUGGACGAUGAUGUCAUCAAGGCAACAUCCUUUGAAGUUAUUUCAACGCUUAGGGAUGUACUGAAGACAAGCUCACUGUGGAGAGACCACGUCCAAACAUAUACCUAGCAUACAGGUGAAUUCACUUGUCCAUGAUUAGCGGAUUUUGGAGCGGCUAUAUGUGGUGCAAAUAGGCAUCAAGCUCAAGAAGUUCUUGAAGAACUUGAUGUUCAUAAACGUCUGCGGUUGACGCUGGAAUUGAUGAAAAAAGAAAGGGAAAUUAGCAAGAUUCAGGAAACUAUAGCAAAAGCAAUUGAAGAAAAAAUUAGCGGUGAGCAAUGCCGUUACUUGCUAAAUGAGCAGCUCAAGGCUAUUAAGAAGGAGCUUGGUGUGGAGACAGAUGACAAAUCUGCACUGUCUGGUGAGUACUAACUUAAAGUAUCUUCAUCUUCAAGUAGUCAUUGUAUAUCCACAUAAGAGAUUCACCAUGCAUUCAUGAGACGUCAGUGUUUUUAGUAACUGCAACUUAUAGUAAUGAGACCACUCAUUAUCAUCAGAGUCACGUAGCAUGUUCUGUUUCAAACGGAAACAAUACGUGACAGUGAUAGCAAUGAGUGUUCCCGCUAUCAUAUUGAGGUUUUCUUCUAAGAAUGGCAUUGACAUUGGCAUUGAGACGAUUAAGUAAAGUUUUCUUGUUUUCUUCUUGAGUAACUGAUCUUCCUCAAUUCUUCUAAAAAAAUUAAUUUUUUUUUUAAGAACUCUUAAUUAAGAAAUUCCCAUUGGACCACUCAAAAUGAGAGUUUCUUAACUAGAGUUCUUAAGUCUACUUAAGUACAUUUAUAUAAUUAAAUAAUCAUUAAGAAAUCCAAGUGGGUUUCAUGGGAUAAUCAUGCUCUAAUCACAAAACUGAAAAUAAAGAUAAAGAAAAUAAAAUAAUGAAAGUUUAAAUUAAAACCACUCAAAAGAGAAGAAAAGAGCUUGGCUAUCUAUCUUCCAACAAAACUUCCGUGCUUCACUGCUCUUCUCAACCAGACAUUCUCUAAGCUCAGAAUCUUCGCCGUGAAAACGUAAAGAAGAAACACAAAGACCCAGCUCUCAGAAAACCAGCAGCCAUGUCUUUUCUUCUCUCUAAUCUAUCACCUUCGAUACUUCUUCAAACCGGAAAAUCCCCAAACCUUAGACCCAUCUUCACUCCAUCUCAAUCGCCAUCGUCUUCAACAGGCUACGUGUUUGAUGAAGAUAGUCUCUCUACACUCUCCCUUUCUUCCGUCCAGUCUCCUCCUCUUCAAGAUGCCCAGGUUAAGACAAAACCCACUCCUCAAGACAAGCAUAACCACGACAGAGAUGAGUUCUACAUCAAUCUCGGUCUCGCUGUCCGUACGCUUCGUGAAGAUUUGCCUUUGAUCUUCGCUAAAGAUCUAAACUACGACAUUUACAGGGAUGAUGUAACGUUUGUGGAUCCAAUGAACACAUUCCGUGGGAUUGAGAACUACAAGUUGAUCUUCUGGGCACUCAGGUUUCACGGGAAGAUAUUGUUCAGAGACAUCUCACUUGAGAUUUUCAGGGUAUGGCAACCAUCAGAGAACAUGAUUCUCAUCAGGUGGACUCUCAAGGGAGUGCCUAGAGUUCCAUGGGAAGCUAAAGGAGAGUUUCAAGGCACUUCUCGGUAUAAACUCGACCGUAAUGGCAAAAUCUAUGAGCAUAAAGUCGAUAACUUGGCUUUCAACUUCCCUCAUCAGCUCAAACCCGCAGCUUCGGUUUUGGAUUUGGUCACUGCUUCCCCUGCAAGUAGUCCCCAUCCAACCUUCUUUUCCGGUCCUGUCGACUCGUGUUCAUCUUCAUGGAUCGAGUUCUACCAAGCGGUGAGCCAGACAGUGGACAAGACAGAUGAUAUGCUUGUGACAGACAGACUAAUCACAUGCUCGUAGUGGAAGUACAGUUGUUAUACACAUACUCAGAGACACAUCCUUCUCGGGUGUAUAUAGGUUUUACAUUUGAAGGUUGUAUAAUAUAAUAUAUUGCGAGUAGAUCUGGUUGACUUUAAGCUUUUGAGGAAACAUAAAAGUGUAAUGUCAUUGCAGAAGCUUUAUACAACUUUGUCACUACAUUGGAGUUUUGUCUUUGUGAUCA